Saccoglossus kowalevskii is the source of this 1845-nucleotide messenger RNA. Its product is annotated as muscarinic acetylcholine receptor M2-like. Gene Ontology annotation, biological process: positive regulation of MAPK cascade; adenylate cyclase-activating adrenergic receptor signaling pathway. Lineage: Eukaryota; Metazoa; Hemichordata; Enteropneusta; Harrimaniidae. Gene Ontology annotation, molecular function: G protein-coupled receptor activity. The record is from RefSeq and is a predicted model, not a curated record. Gene Ontology annotation, cellular component: plasma membrane.
AUGGAACGAGCUUGGCUCACACACUUUGGAAAUAGUCUAGGUGCUAUGCAUGAAGCAACUGGGCGCGCUGACGAAGUUCUCUUUACAACCACUAGUAGCGGGUUUUUCUCGUCUCAUAAUGGAGCUUCUAAACAACUUAGCCAGAGUUUCGAAAGCAAUCCAUACACCGCCAGUUGGACACCUGGUUCUGCGUCGACAUGGUUUAUUGGUAACAGUACGGUACAGCCGACGACGGAAUUCCUUUUGCCGGAAUCGCCGUACUCGUCUGGACUUAUCAUCAUACUCAUGACAGCGGCCGUGACGAUUACGGUAUUUGCGAUCGUCGGGAAUACUCUCAUCAUAGCGGCGUUUAUAACCACUCGCCGUCUACGGAAACUGACCAUCUAUUUCUACUUCAGUCUAGCGAUAUCCGACCUUGCCGCCGGUCUACUGGUAAUGCCGUUCAUGAUUUCUUUUACACUUAAUUCAUACUGGAAGUUCGGAAAGACAAUUUGUGUGGUAUGGCUGUGCAUUGACAUGUUCGUAUACUCAACAUCGGUGUACCACAUGUGUGUCAUAUGCUUGGACCGUUUUCUGGCUGUCAAAUAUCCGUUCCGCUAUCGCGUCAAAAGAACGAAAAAACUCAUACUGACGUUUAUUGGGGUUGCGUGGGGAUUGGGCCUUGUAACCGAAGUGCCCAUCACGAUACUAUACGAACACAUUGUUGGGGAGAGCGUUAUUGACUAUCGGGUUGAAUGUGACGUGGAGUGGGUAGGCAACGCGAUCGUCACAAUAUGUAGCUUUCUAGUUACGGUCGUAAUCCCGUUCUUUUUCAUGUUAAUUUUGUACGGCCAAAUAUUCUAUAUAAUUCGUAAACGGGGAGAAGCUUUAAAGGCGAGCACUUUACGCGCAUCUUCCGGUGAAACGAACGAAAUAAAGGAGGACGCGCAAUCAAAGAAACACUUUUCCGUGGCAGGUCUAUUUUCUAAACGACUAAAAGCAGAAAAAGAUUGUGGUGAUGCGAAUGAAUCGAAAUCAGUUGGUGAUAAAAAGGAGAACAAAUCUUCGAAUAAAACACCAAUUAAGUUACGUUGGACCUUCUGGCCGGGAAAGCAAAAAAGCUACGAUUUGUCAGAUAUAGUAGCAGACAAUGGCGACCCGGGAACAGGUUGUGUGGCGGCCGCCAAGUACAACAGAAGAAGCGAUGAAGUUAUACUAUCCAGUUACGUAAACAUCGGAUUUAGUUUUGACGAAUUCUCGACGGGUUCAUCACAGGGUUUAAAAGACAAUUGUUCUGAGCAGACCCCCAACGAUCUCCAUCAAAUAACAAGCGACGAAAACGUGUCGCCAGCUUUCUAUUCGAAUCAGUCACUUGAGAUCGAGUCUUCUUUAAACAAUAACACCGAGCCGUCAUCGGCAAAUACCGUCGAAGAAAACACGCGUAACAGGGACAGAACACACCCCAACACGAUUAAAAAGAAAACGGUUAAUGAAACACAUCACAAGUCAUCCGGGAAGUCUCGAUCAAGUGAAGUGAGGGCUGCAACGACACUCGGAAUCCUACUCGGCGUAUUUCUCAUCACUUGGUUGCCAUGGAAAAUAACGACGAUCGUGGACGCGUUCGCAAACACGUACACGUUUCCCGACGUUUGGUACGACAUCGCUAUAUGGCUACAAUAUUCUAACUCAAUGAUAAAUCCGUUCUUAUACGUGUUCAGAGAGAAAAACUUCAGAAUAGCGAUUAAAAGAAUCCUGUGCCGGGUAUUUUGUUGCCGAAAAAACGCAUCGUCAUCUCCAGUUUAUUCCACGGGGUCGCGUAGCUCGGUGGCAACGGUAUCACGAAAGACCAGUCCACAUCGUAAAUAA